CAUCCAGCCCACUAUGUCCAGGCCAAAGCCUGCCAAGCAGGUAUCAAGUAGCCAGAGGGCUGCUCUGAAACCAUCCAUGGCUAAGCCUACAAAGAUGUCCGCAAAGUCAAGUGGGAAAUCUCAACUGGUUGUAGAAUCUGCAAGUGUCAUUCCCAGAAAAUCUUCAGAUAGUGGAAUCGCCAAUGAUCGUUUAUCGGAUACGUCCAGCUCUGAUGAUGUCUUGAAGUCUGUCAUCAAAGUUUUAACGGUUCCCUGUUCACGCUGUUCGAAUGUGGACAAGGGGAGUAUUGACAUGUUGUACAGAUAUGUUGUCAUCGGAGCUCAUUUGUUCAAUGGCGAUCUUUUUUGGGUGACACUUCUAUAUAUGUUUUCUUCAUCAAAUCCAAAGCUUCUACCUUAAGUAGUAAUAGGGUGUAUGGUUUGAGAGCAUGCCAUUAUUUGCGAUGUAUCAAGCCUUGUGUGCCAGUGUAAAACAAUGUCAAUGCACAUCAGCAACAGAUGCUCCACAUACAUGCAAUUGACCACACAGUGGUUUUGCAUUAUUUCAUUAUGAUGUUGAUCGUUAUGAAAUAAUGCAAAACCACUGGCCAAUUCAACAGUCGUACGUACCACCUGCUUUUGUAAUAUUGAUCAAGCUAUAGGGGCCUAUGCUCACUCAGUCACUGCUACUGGUGCUUUUAAGAACAACCCUUUCAUUCUUCAUAUUGAAGUUGAACACAGUAUACAUGUACUUUGUAGGGCUUGGUUUGAGAACAGUGUUACAAGUACUUUCUUCGCACACUUCAGGUUAGGUAACAAUACAAGAAUACAAAGUCAUGACUACGUCACAGCUGAAGAUGUGCGGCCCCGCGCCGGCGUUUAAGUCCGAUGCCGUUAUGCCCAGCACAGAAUUCAAAGAAAUCUCACUGUCUGACUACAAGGACAAGUACUUGGUCUUCUUCUUCUAUCCGUUGGAUUUUACAUUUGUAUGCCCGACCGAGAUCAUUGCAUUCAGCGACCGUGUCGAGGAGUUCAAGGCCAUCAACUGUGAGGUACUUGCCUGUUCCUGUGAUAGUAAAUUCUCGCAUUUAGCAUGGAUUAACACUCCACGCAAGAAAGGAGGUCUUGGUGAAAUGAAGAUCCCCCUUAUGGAGGACAAGAAUUGCUCCAUUGCCCGGGCCUAUGGGGUGCUGAAGGAGGAUGAAGGCAUUCCAUACCGUGGCCUGUUCAUCAUUGAUGGCAAACAGAAUCUUCGCCAAAUCACCAUUAAUGACUUGCCCGUUGGCCGCAGCGUUGAUGAAGUCCUUCGUCUUGUCCAAGCUUUCCAAUUUACUGACACCCAUGGGGAAGUUUGUCCUGCUGGUUGGAAACCAGGUGCAAAGACCAUGAAGCCUGACACGAAAGGCAGCAAAGAUUAUUUCGAGAAGUCAAACUAAUUCCACCCAAGAGACACUGCCCCUUUGUAAUACAAUCUAGACUUUAGUCUUUCCUCAUAAAGGUUUUUAUAUCCGCUUUAAGAGCAUUGUGUAAGAAACCUAAUGAUAGAUUUCUGGGUUUUUUAUCUCGGAUCAAAGAUCAAAGAUCAAAUUUUUUCAUUUUUUCAUCCAAAACUUUUUUGACUUAUAUGUUGAGCCCCUGUAUCAUUUUUGGGUUAAGAAAACAAAGUCAUGACUUUUUUAGACCAAAAAAGUCAUUUUAAAGUUUAAAAGAUUGGAUGAGAAAUCUGUAGAUCUGCCUGGAAGAAUUUUUUCCAGAUUUUCAUAGUGGAUAUGUCCAUCUAUGGACAUUAUAAUGACAUACAUUACUAGUCGGAUCAGUGAGUCUCUUUGGAAUGAGUUUCUUUCCUACAUUCAUGUGUAUAUGGCUUUGUGUUGUUUGUUACUGACUGUAUGUGGCCUGUGUUCUGCUUAAUAUGAGUUUGUAUUCUCGCCAAAAACUCAAUAGAAUUCCAACUGCAGAGAGUAUGCUGAAGAAGAAGUUUCCAUGGAUUCAAGUGAGCCAGGGUCAUAUAGUCUUCUCUCGCAAUGCAUAUCAACUGUAACUCUUCCUGCCCAUGUAGUGUUCUAACUAUGCAUAUCGGUUUGAGUUUGGUAUCUCAGAAUCCAUCCUGA
Molecule: messenger RNA, 2090 nt
Organism: Lineus longissimus
Lineage: Eukaryota; Metazoa; Nemertea; Pilidiophora; Heteronemertea; Lineidae
Product: peroxiredoxin-2-like
Exons: 6
Coding region: 816-1415 (199 amino acids)
Biological process (GO): hydrogen peroxide catabolic process; leukocyte activation; cell redox homeostasis
Cellular component (GO): cytosol
Molecular function (GO): thioredoxin peroxidase activity
Source: RefSeq, a predicted model, not a curated record